UUUGAUCCUCUUAGGGUGACCGCUCAUCUCGCCUCAGCCUUGGGUGGACAGAGAUGGCGAGCGGCGGGCAAAAAGUGGUGCUGAUCACCGGGUGCUCGUCGGGCAUCGGCCUCAGGAUGGCCGUGAUGCUUGCCAAGGACCACCAAAGGCGUUACCACGUCAUAGCUACGAUGCGAGACCUGAAGCGCAAGGACAAGCUGGUGGAAGCUGCUGGGGACGCGUACGAGAAAACACUCUCUCUGGCCGUGCUGGACGUGUGCAGCGACGAGUCGGUCAAACAGUGUAUCGACACCAUCAAGGAUCGCCACGUCGACGUCCUUAUCAACAACGCGGGCAUCGGUCUGGUGGGCCCACUGGAGAGCAUCCCCAUGGAGGAGAUGAAGAAGGUGUUCGAGACCAAUUUCUUCGGCGUAAUUCGGAUGAUUAAGGAGGUGAUGCCGGACAUGAAGAGACGCAAAGGAGGACACAUCAUCGUGGUCAGCAGUGUCAUGGGACUCCAAGGAGUUGUCUUUAAUGACAUCUACGCGGCUUCUAAGUUUGCCAUGGAGGGCUUUUGCGAGAGUCUGGCCGUGCAGCUGCUGAAGUUUAACGUCACGUUGUCGAUGAUUGAGCCUGGCCCGGUUCACACGGAGUUUGAGGCCAAGAUGAUUCAGGACGUGCGGCGGAAGGAGUACCCGGGAGCCGACCCGGACACGGUGCACUACUUCAAGAACGUCUACCUGCCGUCUUCUGUGGACAUAUUCGAGACGCUGGGACAAACGCCGGACGACAUAGCCAGAUGCACCAAGAAGGUGAUCGAAGCCAGCAGCCCUCGAUUCCGCAACCUGACCAACCCCUUGUACACGCCCAUCGUGGCGCUCAAGUACGCCGACGAGACGGGCGGCCUGUCAGUUCACGCCUUCUACCACAUGCUCUUCAACCUGGGCCCGCUCAUGCACGUCAGCAUGACCGCCAUGAAGUAUCUCACCUGCGGCUGUCUGAGGAGCCGCACUGUGUCGCCAAACUAAGGAAGCAUAUUGACCGCUGACUUACACUGAAUCAACACUACAUUACCAUUAGGGGUGAAAAUUGUGAAAAUGAAAUGAAAAUGCACGACUCAGGGGCCGUCAACCUCAUUGUAGUUAUGGUUCUCCUCAGAGGGCCGUUAUGACUGUGAAACCAUAUGGACAUCAUAUUAUUACAUAUACACAACAAAUUGAUGGAUAACUAGUUUUGAACUCGGAAGUGAAGGAUAAUAGUUUGUUCCACUAUUUUUCAAGGUACGUACCGAACUGUGAUUUUUGGCUCAACGUUACACCCCUAUUUGCCAUAGACUACUGCAUUUACAUGCUCAUCAGAAAAAAGAGAUUCCCCUAGUAAAGCUAGUGUUAAUUCAUUGUCAUGCCAUAUUUUCUUCUGUACAUACAACUGCUGAAAUAAACAAAUCACUUCAA
This is a messenger RNA of Phyllopteryx taeniolatus (common seadragon), 1433 nucleotides long. Its product is annotated as retinol dehydrogenase 8-like. The transcript has 6 exons. Gene Ontology annotation, molecular function: estradiol 17-beta-dehydrogenase [NAD(P)+] activity. The record is from RefSeq and is a predicted model, not a curated record. Gene Ontology annotation, biological process: estrogen biosynthetic process. Gene Ontology annotation, cellular component: cytoplasm. Lineage: Eukaryota; Metazoa; Chordata; Actinopteri; Syngnathiformes; Syngnathidae. Bases 54 to 1007 code for a protein of 317 amino acids.